Molecule: messenger RNA, 411 nt
Organism: Sipha flava (yellow sugarcane aphid)
Lineage: Eukaryota; Metazoa; Arthropoda; Insecta; Hemiptera; Aphididae
Product: cuticle protein 19-like
Exons: 3
Coding region: 1-411 (136 amino acids)
Cellular component (GO): extracellular matrix
Source: RefSeq, a predicted model, not a curated record
AUGGCCGUUAAGAUGAUUAUUUUCGCCGCCUGCGUGGCCACUACACUUGCCCAAUACGCCGCCCCGGCCUACAAACCAGCUUACUCCGCGCCCGCUUACGCCGCACCAAAGGCUUACGCUCCGGAACCCGCUUACGCUCCAGCCCCGUACAGCUUCGAGUAUGCCGUAAACGACCCACACACCUACGACAUCCACAGCCAACAAGAAUCCAGUGACGGAUACGGCAACGUCAAGGGAUCCUACAGCCUCGUCGAAGCCGACGGUUCCACCCGUAUCGUUGAAUACACCGCUGACUCUUACGGUUUCAACGCUGACGUUAAGAAAAUCGAAGGAUCAGGAUACAAGGCACCAAAUCGUAUCGUUUUAAUUGAUAUAUUCUGGUUACCUCAAUUUGAAUACACUCUCAAUUGA